This is a messenger RNA of Cyprinodon tularosa, 2082 nucleotides long. It is a transcript of the gene matn3a, whose product is annotated as matrilin 3a. The coding region runs from base 107 to 1618 and encodes 503 amino acids. Lineage: Eukaryota; Metazoa; Chordata; Actinopteri; Cyprinodontiformes; Cyprinodontidae. The transcript is spliced from 7 exons. The record is from RefSeq and is a predicted model, not a curated record. Gene Ontology annotation, molecular function: calcium ion binding.
UCAUAUUUGGAGGUGUGCAUUCCCCCCUCCAGAACAGAGCAGGAGUAUCCUGAUAACCAUUCCUGUGAGGGUACACCCAGAUGUUACUCUGCUAAAUAAUCUAAAGAUGAACCCUUUCAUGUGGAGCCUUCUAUAUUUUGUUUUACUGCUGUUUUCUGAAGUUGCACAUGCCACAUACCACCUCAGAGCAGGAGAUCCUCAGAUGAUAACUGCACAAAGUUACGCUCAGACCAGACAAAAUGGUCAACCAAUGUUCAGGACUCUGAAUCCAGCAAAUCACAGAAGUGAUUACACGUAUAGAGGAAGGUAUCACUACCACUACCAGGCACCGAGGAUCCCUCCACCGGUAGUGUAUCGACCUGUUCCUCUAUCUCCACCAGUGACUUACCACAGACCCCUGGUCCCCAUGCUGCCUUAUGGACACAGGUUCAAUGUGCCAGCUCCACCACAUUCACAUCACAUAUACAAAGGUUUAUCUCCACCAGUUGCUCAGCCGCAUCCCCAGCACAGAAUCAAAGGCCCAUGGCCGUACAGACUGAAAACUUCAUGCCCUACAAACCUGGUGACAGCGGCACCUGUUGUAGUCCGCCCAAAUCUACCAGAAUCUACAAAACAGCCCACCUUCCCUGCAACAGGAGUGGCUCCAGUGACAUUCAUCAUGACCACUGCGUCGCCGGUGGAGACCCCUGCUCCCUGGACGCAACUGGUCAGUACCCAAAGCGGGCUCAUCACCACCAUCAGUCCUGUGGAGACAGAGACAGACUCCCCGUGCAGGAGCCGCCCCCUGGACCUGGUCUUCAUCAUUGACAGCUCUCGCAGCGUUCGUCCUGCAGAGUUUGAGAAGGUCAGAAUCUUCCUGGCUAACAUGGUGGACACCCUAGAUGUGGGCUCAGAUGCUACAAGGGUGGCUGUGGUGAACUAUGCCAGCACAGUCAAGAUAGAGUUUCUGCUCAAAGACCAUUUCAACAAACUUGACCUGAAGAAAGCCAUCGCCCGAAUUGAGCCCUUGGCGACCGGUACGAUGACUGGCCUGGCCAUCAAGACAGCAAUGAAAGAAGCCUUCACUGAGCAGUCUGGAGCCCGGUCUCGCUCCAGGAACAUCGCCAAAGUUGCCAUCAUCGUAACUGAUGGGAGACCUCAGGAUCAGGUGGAAGGAGUGUCUGCUGAGGCCCGUGCCUCGGAAAUAGAGAUCUACGCUGUGGGCGUGGACCGUGCAGACAUGCGCUCCCUACAACUGAUGGCCAGUCUCCCUCUGGAGGAACACGUCUUCUACGUGGAAACCUAUGGCGUUAUUGAGAAGCUCACCUCCAAGUUCAGGGAAACCCUGUGCGGUGUGGACCCCUGUGCCAUGGGACAUGACUGUGAGCACAUCUGCAUCAACAGCAACGCCUCCUAUUACUGCAAGUGCCGGAACGGUUAUGUAUUGAAUGCAGACAAGAGAACGUGUUCCCUGAAACGUGAAGAGGUGAGAGCAGAGGUGGUGGAGGAUCCCUGCAAAUGUGAAGCCAGGUUGGCUUUCCAAAAGCAGACGCAGGCAGCCAUCCAGCAACUGACAGACAAGCUAGCUGACAUAUCAGGGAGGAUAGAGCAUCUGGAGAACAUGUUGGGUCGUGCAUGAACUUAUACACACUGAGGGAACUUCAUUCAUGCGCAUGAGCUUCCUGCCAUCUGCAACCUCCUCUCACCAGAUUUCUUCCAGGCCGCCCAAAGCUGUGACUCACAUUUCAAUGAUUUGUAGAACACACUUAAAACAUCCCAUCCGGUGUUUAAAUCUAUUUUUUAUUAAACUAAUGCAUUAACUAAUAAACUAAUGCAUUUUCUGACCAUUGUUUAAUGUGAUUAUUACUUUUUGCAUUAACAAAAAAAUGUAUAUAGUAAAUUUUAUUGUGGCACAGUAAAUAAAUAAAUCUGAAUGAAUUUAUUUAGUAACAUCGUAAGAAAAGGUGUCAAUUAUGUGUCAAUUUAGACUUACAUGUUAAAAAUAAUGACACAUUUUGUGCUUUAUAUAUGUUUAUGAGGGAAUAUGUUUGCCAAAAUGUAUGUGGAAAUGUAACAGACAUAUAAUAAACAUAGUAAAAAGUA